Molecule: messenger RNA, 660 nt
Organism: Verticillium alfalfae VaMs.102
Lineage: Eukaryota; Fungi; Ascomycota; Sordariomycetes; Glomerellales; Plectosphaerellaceae
Exons: 1
Coding region: 1-660 (219 amino acids)
Source: RefSeq, a predicted model, not a curated record
AUGCGCGACUAUAACCCCGACCGCGUCCGCGAACUCCAGGCUUUCCAGCUUGAGAUCAACCAGCUUCGCGAGUCAAGCCGCGUCAUGCAAGAGCUCCUUGUUGCUUCCGAGCUCUCCUGCGAGGCCGGCAAGGCCCUCCUCGACAAGGCCAUGGUCACCGUCACCCGUCUGCAGAACCAGCUGGAGACUCAUCGCGCCAUCCGCGUCGAGCUCGAGAAGCAUAUCGAGAACCUGGAGAGCCAGAAGGAGAUGCGCGAGAAGACCAAGAAGCUCGACGAAGCCCUUAAGCUCGUCACUGACCUCAAGAAGAAACUCGAGGUCACUGAGAAACUGGCCAAGUAUCUGACUCAGCACAACGGCAAGCUGGUUCGGAAGAAUCACCAGCUUGAGCAGAGAAUUUCAAGUCUUUCUGCCCAGCUUGCCGAGAUGAGCGAUGAUGAGUUCCACACUCCCGCUUCCAGCAUCAAGACCCAGCGAGCUGUUUUCCAUACUCCCAUGUCUGUGCCCCGUCAUGGACACGGUCGUGAGGCUCAUGUCAUGAAUGAAGCUCCCCCUCCCCUGUUCCGUCUUUCCGAGGCUGGCACUUUUGUCGCCAAGAAGGAGGACGAUAUCGAGGAGGAGAACAGCGACGAAGAAACCGAGGAUGCUAAGCUCCUCUAA